This is a messenger RNA of Caenorhabditis angaria, 1846 nucleotides long. The record is from the annotation of a GenBank genome assembly. NCBI's taxonomy places the organism in Eukaryota, Metazoa, Nematoda, Chromadorea, Rhabditida, Rhabditidae.
AUGCCCAGACUUUUGGUAGCAGUUUUGUUGGUGGCUGUUGUUGGUGUGGCGGUGGCGCAGAGAAAUGUGAGUUGGACUUUAGAUUGAAAAUGAGUAUUGGUGAUUUUAGGGUGGACAGGGUGGACAAGGUGGUCAACAAAGUCAAGUAGGCGGUCAACAACAAUCUGGAUUCCAACAAGGAGGCAACCAACAAUCCGGACAAAAUCAACAAGGAGGUCAGCAAGGAGGUAACCAACAAUCUGGACAAAAUCAACAACAAGGAGGUAACCAGCAAGGAAAUCAACAACAAUCUGGCCAAAAUCAACAAUCAGGAAACCAACAAGGAGGUAAUCAACAACAAUCCGGAAACCAGAAUCAACAAGGAGGUCAACAAGGAAAUCAACAAGGCCAACAAGGUAACCAACAAGGAAACCAACAAUCCGGACAAAAUCAACAACAAGGAGGUAACCAACAAGGUAACCAACAAGGAAACCAACAACAAUCUGGACAAAAUCAACAAUCAGGAAACCAACAAGGAGGUAAUCAACAACAAUCCGGAAACCAGAAUCAACAAGGAGGUCAACAAGGAAAUCAACAAGGCCAACAAGGUAACCAACAAGGAAACCAACAAUCCGGACAAAAUCAACAACAAGGAGGUAACCAACAAGGUAACCAACAAGGAAACCAACAAUCCGGACAAAAUCAACAACAAGGAGGUAACCAACAAGGUAACCAACAAGGAAACCAACAACAAUCUGGACAAAAUCAACAACAAGGAGGUAACCAGCAAGGAAAUCAACAACAAUCUGGACAAACCCAACAAGGAGGCCAACAACCUGGACAAAAUCAACAAGGAGGUAACCAACAAUCUGGAAACCAACAACAAUCUGGACAAAAUCAACAAUCUGGAAACCAACAAGGCCAACAAGGAAAUCAACAACAAGGUCAACAAUCAGGAAACCAACAAGGCCAAAAUCAACAAGGAGGCCAACAAUCUGGACAAAAUCAACAGGGAGGACAGCAACAACAAGGAGGUCAACAACAAUCUGGCCAAAAUCAACAACAAGGAGGUAACCAACAAGGAGGUAACCAACAAGGAGGUAACCAACAACAAUCCGGAAACCAGAAUCAACAAUCUGGAAACCAGCAAGGUCAACAAGGAAAUCAGCAAGGAAACCAACAAUCUGGCCAAAAUCAACAAGGAGGUAACCAACAAUCCGGAAAUCAACAAGGCCAGCAAGGAAAUCAACAACAAGGAAAUCAACAGCAAUCUGGACAAAAUCAACAAGGUAACCAACAAGGAAAUCAACAACAAGGCCAACGAGGAGGACGUAGAAACAAGCGUCAAGUCAGACGCAGCUCAAGAAUUCCUGGAAAUGUUGUUGGAUCAUCAGCUGCUCCAAUCAUCAAUAACUACAGUGCAGCUCCAAUCGCCGGAAAUUCAGUCAGACCUUCUGGAAACGGCUCACUUUUCGGAUCUUCAGCAGCUCCACUUGUCAAUGGUUACAGUGCUGUCCCAGUUUAUGGAAAUUCAGCCGCUCCAGUCGUCAAUAACUACAGUGCCGCUCCAAUCGCUGGAUCUUCAGCUGCUCCAGUUGUCAACGGUUACAGCGCUGUCCCAGUUUACGGAUCUUCAGUCAGACCGUCGGGAAGUGCAUCAUCUGCUGCCCCACUUUUCGGAUCUUCAGCAGCUCCACUUGUUAACGGUUACAGUGCUCUUCCAGUUUUUGGUUCUUCAGUCAGACCUUCCGGAAAUUCAGCUGCUCCAAUCGUCAAUAACUACAGUGCUGCUCCAAUCGCUGGAAAUUCAGUCAGACCUUCCGGAAAUGUCGGAGCUUCAGCUGCUCCAAUCGUCUCACGCGGCUAA